UAGAGAGGAUACAAUGGAAAAAAAAAGUUACGCGGAUCUGUCAAUCUGAAUUGUGAUAUUAGAUAAGUGGAAAUCGAGUCACGAAUGGUAACGCGAUUACGAAAGUAUCUUUUCAUGAAGGUCUUUCAAUGUGGGUCUAGAAAAGCGUCAAGUUUGACAACAGUGCCAAAAACGCCGCUCCAAAGUCCGCCAGAGAAAAAACUGAAACCGAAUCAAGGCUCAAUUAAUGCAAUUAGAAAUACAAGUUUUCUCAGGGAACAUAACCUCACUGUCGGCACGAUGACUGCUGAUGAGAUACAAACUGAAAGUUGCAUUCAGGAUGGAUCAGUUUGCGUUACAAAAUUGCAAAGAGGAAAAACUGUGUAUUUAGAUGCACCUAUCAAGUCGCAAAACGAUAAAAAAGAGUAUAGGGUGAUGAAAUUGGAAAAUGGCUUGACUGCUUUGCUAAUUUCAGACCCUCAUUCACUGUCCUCUGAAGACAAUGAAAGUGAUGGUAAAGCAGAUGCAGUAUGUAGUGAAAAUGAUGAUGAGGAAAUGGAUGAAGAAACUGACAGUAAUGAGGAUGACAAGUGUGAGGAAGGAAGUGAUCAAUCUGAUUCUGACGGUGAAGAUUCAUCCACAUGCUCGAAACAAGUGAAAAGAGAAGAGAAAAUGGCAGCAUGUGGAUUAUCUGUGAAUGUAGGGUCCUACAGCGAUCCAAUAGAGAUUCAAGGUUUAGCACAUUUUUUGGAACACAUGGUUUUCAUGGGAUCAGAAAAGUAUUCUCAGGAGAAUGACUUUGAUGCAUUCAUUAAAAAUAGAGGAGGUUCUAACAAUGCUACCACCGACUGUGAAUUAACAACAUUCUAUUUUGAGAUACAAGAAAAGCAUCUUUUAUCAGCUCUGGAUCGUUUUGCUCAAUUUUUUAUCAAACCUUUAAUGAAGAAAGAUGCUAUAACUAGGGAAAGGGAGGCUGUAGAAAGUGAGUUUCAGGAGGUCUUACCAUCCGAUUAUUGUAGACAAGAACAAUUAUUCCGUAGCUUCGCAUAUCCGGAUCAUCCAGCAGCAAAGUUCACUUGGGGUAAUUUAGUAACAUUACGGGAUGGCGUAACGGAUGAUAAGCUUUACGACGCGUUGCAUAAGUUUAGGGAACGUCACUACAGCGCUCACAGAAUGAAACUUGCCAUACAAGCUAGACUCCCACUGGACGUGCUAGAAGACUAUGUAACGCAAUGCUUUGCAAGUGUACCGAGCAAUGGUUUACCACCUGAUGAUUUUACCGCAUUUAAAAAGGAAAAUGCAUUCAAUACAUCUCGUUUCAGAAGGAUCUACAGGAUUAAGCCCAUAAAAAAUGUUUGCAGAGUAGAGUUGAUAUGGUCUCUGCCCCCUGUGCGUGAUUUAUACAGAAGCAAACCUUAUCACUAUGUCUCUUGGAUCAUAGGGUACAAGGGAAAAGGUUCUUUGAUUAGCUACUUAAGGAAAAAGAUGUGGUGUCUUGAAAUUUUUAGCGAAUAUGAACAUUGCUCCAUGUAUACAUUGUCCUGUCUAAGUUUAGUACUAACUGAGCAAGGCUACAAGCAUUUGCUAGAAGUGUUGAAUGCUGUAUUUUCUUUUAUCAAUAUGGUUCGCAAAGAAGGCCCUCAGAAGAGAAUCUACGACGAGAUUCAUCAGAUUAAAGAAACUGAUUUCAGAUUCACUGAUGAAGAACCACCUGUAGAGUACGUUGAAGAUCUGUGUGAAGAGAUGCAUUACUAUCCACCUUGCGACUACAUUACUGGACAAGAAUUGUACUUCGAAUAUAAUCCAGAAGACAUCGAACGCUAUUUGAAUUACUUAAGACCAGGCGAUGUAAAUAUCAUCAUUUCUAACAAGAAGUUCAACGAUGAAGAAUUCGACAAAGUGGAGCCUUGGUUCAAGACCAAAUACACCGAUACAGUAAUCCCUAACAAGUGGAUAGAAUGCUGGAGAACCAUCGAACCUUAUCCCGAGUAUCAUUUACCUUUACCCAACGAUUUCCUCACAGAUGACUUCAGCUUAAUCCCGACUCCAGUUGAGGUACCUAAAUAUCCUACGCAAAUUCAUUCAGAUGAACUGAUUGAAAUCUGGUACCGGCCUGAUACGAAAUUUGCCUUGCCCGAAUGUUACAUGUAUUUUUAUAUUAUAUCUCCUACGGCUGUUGCUUCGCUGAAGGGUGUGGUUAUGAUGGAAUUGUACGUCACUCUACUGCAACUGUUGCUAGUAGAAGUAUUAUUUCCUGCUACGGUUGCUUCCCUGAGCCAUGAAAUUUACUCAACUGACAUGGGUAUUGCUCUCAGAGUGAAUGGAUUCAAUCAGAAGCUGCCAUUAUUGCUAGUGACAAUCGCAAAAUGCAUAGCGAAGAGUCCAGAAUUGACAGAAGAGUUUUUCGAAGUGAUCAAGGAAACACAAGCGAAAUCGUACUAUAAUACUUUUAAGAAGCGUAAUAAAUUAAUUGUAGAAGUGAGGUUGUCGAUUCUAAUGCAAACCCACUGGACAUCUGUGGACAAACAUGUUGCCAUCAACACCGUGAAAUUCAACGAGUUCCAGAGCUUUAUCAAAUACUUCACCGACCACGUUUAUAUUAAAUGUCUAGUGCAAGGGAAUAUGACGCAGGAGGACGUGAUUGAAAACGUCCAGGGAUGCGUGAAGAUCCUAAAAUGUGGACCACUGUUGCCCAACACUAUGCCACAGAUGAGAAUUACUCAAAUACCAAUUGGCAAACAUUAUUGCAAAAUUAAGAAUCUGAAUGGCACAGAUGCGAAUUCUGUAGUGAAGAAUUACUAUCAAUCUGGCAUUACGUCUGUUAAAUUAUCGAUCCUUAUCGACCUACUGAUUCUGCUCAUGGAAGAGCCCCUUUUCAACCAACUCAGAACGCAGGAACAGCUUGGCUACGAUGUUUCCUGUACGCCAAAAAAUACCUAUGGGAUUCUUGGCUAUUCUAUUAUGGUUUGCACUCAGGCAGACAAAUACACCACGGAACAUGUGGAUAAUAGAAUAGAGGCCUUUCUAGAAAUGUUCAAUAAUAUUCUAAAAGAGAUCACAGAGAAGGACUUCGACCGUAUCAAAGAGACGUUAAUAAAACUAAAGCAACAUGCAGACAUACAUUUGAAAGAAGAAGUUGAUAGAAAUUGGUUAGAGAUUAUCUUCGAUGAUUACAUGUUUGAUAGAAUAGAGAAACAGUUACAAAUGAUAGAGCACAUCAAGAUAGACGAAUUAAGAGAAUGGUUGAAUUCUCAUGCAGUUGGUGGCAGUAAUUUCAGAAAAUUGAGCAUACAAAUAGUUGGAACCCCUACAAACACUGAUAAAGAAAAAAAUGAAAGUGUUCAUUCGGAAAACAACGAGGCCAACAAAUGAAAGAUGCCCUUCUCUUGUUCAGCCGGCAGAGCAGUUGUAUUCCAAAGAACAGAUUUACAGUAAAAUGUCGAUGCAAUUUGAAUACUCUUAAUUGUUACAACAUCCAUUAAAAGUGCAUUUUGCAUUUAAUAUUUCGAAUAAUUAUUGAAUAUAUUGUUUUUUUUUGUUUUGUAGUAUUAUAGAGUUGC
This is a messenger RNA of Habropoda laboriosa, 3539 nucleotides long. RefSeq names its product nardilysin-like. Gene Ontology annotation, biological process: proteolysis. Gene Ontology annotation, molecular function: metal ion binding; metalloendopeptidase activity. Bases 85 to 3351 code for a protein of 1088 amino acids. Lineage: Eukaryota; Metazoa; Arthropoda; Insecta; Hymenoptera; Apidae. The transcript is spliced from 14 exons. The record is from RefSeq and is a predicted model, not a curated record.